Messenger RNA from Theobroma cacao (cacao), 1449 nucleotides. Its product is annotated as putative ADP-ribosylation factor GTPase-activating protein AGD13. The record is from RefSeq and is a predicted model, not a curated record. Lineage: Eukaryota; Viridiplantae; Streptophyta; Magnoliopsida; Malvales; Malvaceae. Gene Ontology annotation, molecular function: phospholipid binding; GTPase activator activity.
CUUUCCAUAGUUUUCAUUACCUUUUCAAAAGUAGACCUUUUUAUUCUCAUUCUCUCUCUCUCUCUCACCCACAUCUGCCUCUGGGUAAUCUUUGGAUUUGCAAUUUCAAUUCAGUGAUUUUCAAGCUUUCUUGUUGGAUGAUCGUGGUUUGGUAGCAGAGCAAUGAGUGGAACUACCACAGCCAAAGCAAGAUUGAAGAACUUAUUGAGUCAGACUGAUAAUCGCCAUUGUGCUGAUUGUGCUGCUCCGGAUCCAAAAUGGGCAUCAGCAAAUAUUGGCGUCUUUAUAUGCCUGAAGUGUUGCAGUGUGCACAGAAGCCUUGGUACACACAUCUCCAAGGUUUUAUCUGUGACAUUGGAUGAAUGGUCUGAUGAUGAAAUUGAUGCCAUGAUUGAAGUUGGAGGAAAUUCCUCUGCUAAUGCAAUCUACGAGGCAUAUAUACCUGAAAAUUGUUCAAAGCCUGGCCCAGAUGCUAGUCAUGAUGAGCGGAGGAGAUUCAUCAGGUCCAAGUAUGAGCUUCAAGAAUUUGUGAAACCUAGCUUGCGGAUCACAUCAGGGAAGAGUUCUGCUUCUCUUCAAUCAAGCUUUUCUAGAAAGAUUUUGGAUAGUUUUCGAGUAAAGCCAUCAGAAAAUUCGGAAGGCAUGGUAGAAUUUAUUGGGUUACUGAAGGUCAAAGUGGUAAAAGGCACAAAUUUAGCCAUUCGGGAUAUGAUGACCAGUGAUCCUUAUGUUGUCCUGACUCUUGGGCAGCAGACUGUUCAGACGACUAUAAUAAAGAGCAACUUGAAUCCAGUUUGGAACGAGGAACUCAUGCUAUCUGUUCCUCAGAACUUUGGGCCUGUGAAGUUGCAAGUGUUUGAUCAUGACACGUUCUCGGCUGAUGACAUAAUGGGAGAAGCAGAGGUUGAUAUCCAGCCCUUGAUAACAUCUGCAAUGGCAUACGGGGACCCUGAAAUGUUUGGAAAUAUGCAGAUUGGCAAAUGGCUCAAGUCCCACGAUAACGCCCUCAUAGAGGACAGCAUCAUCAACAUUGUGGAUGGGAAGGUGAAACAAGAUGUGUCACUCAAGCUCCAAAAUGUUGAAUCUGGAGAACUAUAUCUAGAGGUAGAGUGGCUGCCUCUUGAUCAAUAGGUAGUACAUUUUAUCGUUCUUCCUUCCAACCAAUAAAAUCAGUCACUGUAAUAUUGAUUCUUGUCCAUAUGGAGUGGAAAGUGGAAACAUAUGCUUGUCUUUAUUGAUUGUAUGUAUUGUAUUUAUUCAUUUAACACUUACUCAUUUCUCGCUCAUCAUUUUCUUGUAAAAUUUUGCUGAAAGGCUUCUGUAGUAGAAGUGUUUAAGAGUCGAGCUACCUGUCCAUUCGAGUCGAGCUUGAGUAUGGAUUUUUAAGUCCAAACUCAGGUUUGAACCGGUUAGAUUACCAUAUCAAAAGGGUUUUUUUUGGGAGAUUUA